Messenger RNA from Capra hircus (goat), 1686 nucleotides. RefSeq names its product phosphorylase kinase catalytic subunit gamma 2 (gene PHKG2). The record is from RefSeq and is a predicted model, not a curated record. Gene Ontology annotation, molecular function: calmodulin binding; ATP binding; phosphorylase kinase activity. Gene Ontology annotation, cellular component: phosphorylase kinase complex. The transcript has 10 exons. Lineage: Eukaryota; Metazoa; Chordata; Mammalia; Artiodactyla; Bovidae. Bases 210 to 1430 code for a protein of 406 amino acids. Gene Ontology annotation, biological process: protein phosphorylation; glycogen biosynthetic process.
GGACUACCAGUUUCCAAUCCGAAGGAGUUUUGAACCUCAGUCUUUGGGUGGCUCUAUCCAUUGGCGGACAGAAUGGGGGCGGGGCCUGAGGUCUUCGCCGGCACAGCCUGUGGGUAAGGUAGGAGGCUAGAGGGGAACCCCGCGACAGGGCGGCCUCUGAUCGACUCUGGCUUCUCUCUCCGCCCCCGCUGGCCCCCACCUCUUUCAGAAUGACAUUGGACGUGGGGCCAGAGGAUGAGCUGCCCGACUGGGCUGCGGCCAAAGAAUUUUAUCAGAAGUACGACCCUAAAGACGUCAUUGGCAGAGGAGUGAGCUCUGUGGUCCGCCGCUGUGUUCAUCGGGCUACUGGCCAGGAGUUUGCGGUGAAGAUCAUGGAGGUGACAGCCGAGCGGUUGAGUCCUGAGCAGCUGGAGGAGGUGCGAGAGGCCACGCGGCGGGAGACGCAUAUCCUUCGCCAGGUCGCCGGCCACCCCCACAUCAUCACUCUCAUCGAUUCCUACGAGUCUUCUAGCUUCAUGUUCCUGGUGUUUGACCUGAUGCGGAAGGGAGAGCUGUUUGACUAUCUCACAGAGAAGGUGGCCCUCUCAGAAAAAGAAACCAGGUCCAUCAUGAGGUCUCUGCUGGAAGCAGUGAGUUUUCUCCACAACAACAACAUCGUACACCGAGACCUGAAGCCUGAGAAUAUUCUCCUAGAUGACGAUAUGCAGAUCCGACUUUCAGAUUUUGGGUUCUCCUGCCACCUGGAACCAGGCGAGAAGCUUCGAGAGUUGUGUGGGACUCCAGGGUAUCUAGCACCAGAGAUCCUUAAGUGCUCCAUGGAUGAAACUCACCCAGGCUACGGCAAGGAGGUCGAUCUCUGGGCCUGCGGGGUGAUCUUGUUCACACUCCUGGCGGGCUCCCCACCAUUCUGGCACCGACGCCAGAUCCUGAUGUUACGUAUGAUCAUGGAGGGCCAGUACCAGUUUAGUUCACCCGAGUGGGACGACCGUUCAGACACUGUGAAAGACCUGAUCUCCAGGCUGCUGCAGGUGGAUCCUGUGGAGCGCCUGACAGCUGAGCAAGCCCUACAGCACCCAUUCUUUGAGCGCUGUGAAGGCAGCCAAGCCUGGAACCUCACCCCCCGCCAGCGGUUUCGGGUGGCAGUGUGGACCGUGCUGGCCGCUGGACGGGUGGCCUUAAGUGCCCACCGUAUCCGGCCACUGACCAAGAGUGCACUGUUGAGGGACCCUUACGCGCUGCGGCCAGUGCGGCGCCUGAUCGACAACUGUGCCUUCCGGCUCUACGGACACUGGGUGAAGAAGGGUGAGCAGCAGAACCGGGCAGCCCUCUUCCAGCACCGGCCCCCAGGACCUUUUCCCAUGAUGGGCCCUGAAGAGGAGGGGGACUCGGCUGCUAUCGCCGAGGAUGAGGCCAUGCUAGUGCUGGGCUAGCACGUCAUCCCGGAGGAUGCAGAACUCUCCAGGAGAAGGUUCUUUAUCAUUCCAGCCCCUCUGGGCUCUGGCCACAGGCCACCAUUGGCCAGGCCCACCACCAAUCAUACUAUCAUAGAGACCAGUGUGGUACACCUGUCCCCGCUAGCCAGGGCUUUGAGAUCAGAGCUGGGGUGGAAGAGAGCCACCAGGGUGUCACGCCUGGCCUUAUCUGUGCUGCCUGCACCACGUAUGCAAUAAAACCUGCUACAUGCCA